AUGCUGAGCUGUGCUCCGUAUAGCCGGUGUUCUCUGAUCCGGGCGGAGGGUUGCGCUCGGCUCUCAUGUCUCCGUCCGCCCGGGGGACCUGUAGCCGGACCGCCGCCCCCACACAUCCGAUCUGCAUCGCCGGAACAGGGCAAGCAGAAGACUGCAGUGGCGCAGCUCCAUGCAGACAAUAGACGUGGAAGAGAAGACACAAAGGCUUGCAACGGAUGGCGCUCUAGAUGUUCAAAUCUGCUGAUGCUGUUACAUUGAUGUUGUGAGGAGCAUAGAUCGAGUCUACCCUAAUGCUCACAUGGUCGAGAGUAUGACGUCACCCUCCAAGGGCUGUGGGAACGGACCAGGAGUUACCUCUCAAGUCAUUGACAAAAGUGUUUCGAGAACUUCUCAAGACAGCUGUCACAAUGGAGCUCUUGACAACAAAGAAGACUCCCAGGAGGAUCAGAGCCCCUCCAAGUCGUCAAAUGUAUUCACCAGCCCAAUACAGCGGUCCACCCCUAAUGGCGAGAGGCCCCGUUCAAUGAUGGGCAUGGGCAACUCAUCAACAUGGAAUGCUUUGUCAUCUUUGCGGAAGAUGGGUUCGUUCAAAAAGCUAAAAUCAUCUGUUCUGCAAGGAAUUCAGGCUAAAGAAAAUGCUAAUAAUUUAAGUGAUGCAGAAAACGGGGGUGAUAUGCAGAAGCGCCUGUCUUCUGAUGGAGUUAUAAGUUGUCAAACAACCUGCAGGAUAUCGGCCUCAAGAUCCAUGCAGGAUCAUUUUAAUGUGACGGAUGGCCUGCAGUCGGAUGGGUCUGAUGUUGAGGAGUCCGAUGACACGUUUUUGAGGAGCACCCAUCGAUCUCGCAGUAUCAGACGUGCCUAUGGAGCUGGUCGAAUCAACUUAUUGGAUAAGGACAACGUCCGCGUAUCAAACAGUCCCCUUAAGCUUUCGCCUAUUGGGCGGGAGAAAAAUGUCUGUGAAAUUAUUGUGAAAAACUCGGACAGCAACAAAAUUAUUUACAGAAGGAGUAAAAGUACAGACAACCUCAACUUUCUCAAAAAGAGCUCUUUCAAAAGGAAAUCUACCUCUAACCUUACGGAUGUAAAAUCUAACAGCGAAAAGGAGAUCAUCCAGAAAAGCCAGAUAAAUACGUCUGCAGAUACCAAUAAUCUAUCUGGGACUCCAGAGAGACAAUCCAAACGGUGGAGAAGCCCAAUCAGGGCAAAGGACUUUGACAGAGUGUUAAAAAUCAUGAGCAAUGUUACUGAGGGCAAUUGGAAAAAAGAGAGUAGCAAAGGCAGCUCUCCCACCAACGAAGAAUGUCGCCGAGGUCGGCCGAACAGCCGAUUACAUGAUGAUUAUUCCAGGAGAGUAUCCAGCAGCGCGGACACAGAAAGGAGGAGAUGUAUAUUUGGUCCACAUUCCCCCUCAUCUGAGACAAAUUUGUGUCUAAGCUCCCCUCGGACUAACGUGGACAGUCCAUCCUUUGAGACUGAUAUCAGAUUGUCCUCUUCUGAGGCCCUCUCUGUUAAGCGUUGUAGCCUCUCUCCUACCAGUAGUAGCUUAAACCAAUUGGCCAAUGAGGUAUUCUACUCCGAUUCCGAGGAACCUAGACAUAUUCCCCAUUCCAUAUCAGACUUUGGAAUUCUGGGAACUCCUGUGAGACCCACUGCCCCAAAGCCACAGAGCCCAAGUUCGGAACUCCGCAAACCUGCUUCUUCUAUCCUUUAUACUAAUCACCAAAGCACUUUAUCGUUGAGCUCCAUGGAAAGUGAUGAGCGGGCAGAACUGGGCACCGUAAAAGCAGAUAGGAGUCCGCAUUCCUUUAAGGAUACCAUUAAACAUACUUACUCUGAUGAUGGGAAUGAGGACAGUGGAAUAAGCAGCCAGUCUCAACUGAGCCUCAACGUGGUUAAUGAAGAAAAACAAGAAGCGGUUACUACCGAAGAUACCUGGACAAAAUCUCAGUCACAAGAUGAAGAAAAGACAGAGUCCCAAAAAGUGGCUUCUCGGAAACUGGCCUCAGGAAAAAGCCGUUGUCGGCCAAGGCCACUCUCGGACUAUGGCCAGGUGGCCAGUCGUAGUUUUUCCAUCCCAGAAGAUUCUGUACCCAUGGAUUGUCAAGAAAAUAGCAACGUUAACUGUAAUUUUCCCACACGGUCUCUUAGUGAAGAGCCUAAAGUUCGUAAGCCUAGAGCUGAGUUCCAAACCAAUCCUAAACGAAGGCCCAUCUCUGUGAUUGGUGGGGUCAACUGUUAUGGAACCAGUGAAGACGAAGAAAAUGGACAUUUGCUUCAACAACCAGUACCACGGCCUCCUGUACCAUCACACAAAGUGCCACCAUACAAGGCAGUGUCUGCUCGGUUGCGACCAUUUACCCUUUCUCAAAGCACACCAAUUGGUUUGGAUAGAGUUGGACGCAAGCGGACUAUAAGAGUCUCUAACUUCUCCACAGAUGGAGGAGCGGAAUCCACCACUUUGGUUGAUGACAAUGGAAGUGAGGAAGAAUACAGCUAUGAAGAACCCUACCAGGCCAAUCCAAGAUAUCUGCAGCCGGGAGGGGAACAGCUGGCCAUUAAUGAGUUGAUAAGCGAUGGCAGUGCAGUAUAUGCAGAGGCAUUAUGGGACCAUGUGACUAUGGAUGAUCAAGAGCUGGCCUUUAAAGCGGGAGAUGUUAUACGGGUCCUUGAGGCCUCGAAUAAGGACUGGUGGUGGGGUCGAAUUCGAGACACAGAGGCUUGGUUUCCAGCAAGUUUUGUCAGGCUGCGAGUAAAUCAAGAAGAUGUUUCUGAAAACUCAGGCAGUCUACAUGAUGAAGAACAUGACACUGAUGUUGGCAAAUUUCGCCUCAAGAGUCCUGAGAACAAGGACCAAAUGAGGGCAAAUGUCAUCCGUGAGAUCAUGAACACUGAGAGGGUCUACAUCAAACAUUUGAAAGACAUCUGUGAGGGCUACAUCAAGCAGUGUCGAAAGCACACCAGCAUGUUUACCGAAGCACAGCUCAAGAUUAUUUUUGGUAACAUUGAAGAAGUUUACAAGUUUCAGAAGGCAUUCUACAAGAAUCUAGAAAAACAGUACAACAAAGAGGAACCUCACCUGAGUGAAAUUGGUGAUUGCUUCCUAGAAAAUCAAGAUGGGUUUUCGGUCUACUCUGAGUACUGUAACAAUCACCCCAGUGCCUGCCUGGAGCUCUCCAAUCUGAUGAAGCAGAGCAAGUACAGACACUUCUUCGAGGCCUGUCGUCUGUUACAGCAAAUGAUCGAUAUAGCUAUUGACGGUUUCCUGCUGACUCCAGUCCAGAAGAUCUGCAAGUACCCAUUGCAGCUAGCCGAGCUAUUAAAAUACACAACACAAGAUCACAGGGAUUACGGUAAAAUAAAAGAAGCUUAUGAAGCCAUGAAAAAUGUUGCCUGUUUAAUUAAUGAGCGGAAACGACGGCUGGAAAGCAUAGACAAGAUCGCCUGCUGGCAGGUCUCCAUAGUGGGCUGGGAGGGACAAGACCUUUUGACCAGAAGCUCAGAGCUCAUUUAUUCAGGAGAACUGACAAAGAUCUUCAAACAAGGCAAAAGCCAGCAAAGGACUUUCUUCCUCUUUGACCACCAGAUGGUGUUCUGCAAAAAGGACUUGUUACGCAGAGACAUUUUGUACUACAAGGGUCGAAUAGACAUGGAUGAGAUGGAGUUUACAGACGUUGAGGACGGAAAGGACAGGGACUUCAAUCUGAACAUUAAAAAUGCUUUUAAAAUGGUAAAUAAAGAGACUGAAGAGGUCCAUUUAUUUUGUGCAAAGAAGCCAGAGGACAAACAGAGAUGGCUGCAAGCAUUUUUGGAUGAGAGAAAGCGUGUCCAAGAUGACAUAGAUAUGGGAAUGGAAUUUACAGAAGACCAGAAAAAACAGGCAAUGUCCAAUGCAAGGAAAUCAAGACAAGGAAAGAUGAAAGGUGUUGCUUACAAUGGAUUUCCAAAGGUACCACACCAUCAGAACUUGCAUCCUAUCCACCAGCGACACAUCACCGUGCCCACCAGCAUUCCCCAGCAGCAAGUCUUUGCCCUGGCAGAACCCAAGAGAAAGACAUCUCCAUUCUGGAACACAAUCACUAAACUCACCCCCUUCAAGAAGUGAGCUGCUCAAAGCCCCCAUCAUGAAGGACUGUAUUCCUGAGUUCUUGAAGGACACAUCCAGUAUUUUCUGGAGAUAUCUGAUGACACUGCAGUUUUUUUUUGAAGAAAACAAUGAAGAAAUUGACAGUUAUGUGAAAUGACAGGGGAAAUCAAUCCCUUGUGCAGUGUGUUCUGUCAGUAAGGAUGCCGCCUGGGACUACUUGCUAUUUGACCAAUAUUUUAUUUAUUUAAAGACAGUCUUUAUUUGAUUUUAUGGCAUUUUUUUUAAAUAUGUAAAUAUUUUUUUUAUCUUCAAUUAGAAACAAUUGCCUAAUA
Molecule: messenger RNA, 4416 nt
Organism: Rana temporaria (common frog)
Lineage: Eukaryota; Metazoa; Chordata; Amphibia; Anura; Ranidae
Gene: SPATA13
Product: spermatogenesis associated 13
Exons: 13
Coding region: 299-4102 (1267 amino acids)
Molecular function (GO): protein binding; guanyl-nucleotide exchange factor activity
Source: RefSeq, a predicted model, not a curated record